ACCUGGUGCUGGGAGGACUUGUGGAGCGCUCGCCUUGAGGACAGGCUCUAGGUUAGAAAUGCCUUACGGGAACCGUUCGUUUUCCCUGGUGGGGCUCCAGACAGACGUCCUGCCGGGGAGCCCGACCGAAGUCGCGCAGCAGGAUGGCUGACCUGAUUUUCUGUGAGCCAACAGAACUCUAUAACAUCUUGAAUCAGGUCUCCAAGCUGUCCAGACUAGCUGAGCCCAACUACCUCUGUUUACUGGAUGUCCGAUCCAAACGACAGUACGACGAGAGCCACGUGAUCACUGCCCUGCGAGUGAAGAAGAGAGAUCAUCAGUACCUCAUCCCAGAGUCUGUAGAUCUGGAGUGUGUGAGAUACUGCAUCGUGUAUGACAGUAACACCAGUUCCCUGGAGCUGAGCGUACGGCGGUGGCAGGAUGAGGAAGAAGAGGAGGAGGAAGAAGAAGAAGGAAAAGAGAAGGACAAAGAGGAGGACACUGAACUCUUACCUGGACCUGCUGUGGAAUUCGGACAAAUCCUCAUCCACUUUACUCGCCAACCUGUCUAUGUCCUCAGAGGGGGCUAUGAAUGCUUCUCUGGCAUGUACCACUUCUUCCGGACCCAGAAGAUCAUCUGGAUGCCCCAGGAACUGGAUGCCUUCCAGCCAUACCCAAUUGAGAUACUUCCAGGCAAAGUCUUUCUGGGCAAAAUUAGUCAAGCCUGCAAUGCUAAGAUGCACAAGGAUUUGAAAAUUAAAGCACAUGUCAAUAUUUCCUUGGAGACAACACCCUACUUUGUAGGCAAUGCAGACAAGCUCCUGCAUGUCAAGGUUGAGGAUACUCCAGAUUCCAUCCUUUUUCCUUUUCUCCGCCACAUCUGUCAUUUUAUGGAACUUCACCUCAGGCUCGGCUCUGUCAUUCUGGUCUUUUCCACCCGGGGCAUCAGCCGCAGUGCUGCUGCUGUGGUGGCCUUCCUCAUGCAUUAUAAUGAGGAGACCCUGAAGAGGUCCUGGGCCCAUGUGAAGAAAUGCAAAACCAACAUGCGUCCAAAUCGGGCCUUGGUGGCCCAGCUGCUGGAGUGGGAAAGAGUCCUCCAUGGGGAAUACCUCACAGACAUCUCUGAACCUAUCUACUGACCAUCGCCUGUCAGCCAGCCAUGGUCACCGAGGAGUCUUGGUUGGGACUUUUGGGGGUUGGGGAGCUGGGUUUCCACUUGGAGUGGUCCUGGAGAAGACGUUUGCUGCCUGGAGAGGUUCAUAUCUGCAUCGUAAGACUGGUUCUGUUGCCGGUGCCAUCCCAAUACUGAGGAUUAAACCUAGAGCAGUGGUUCUCAACCUUCCUAAGGCUGCGGCCCCUUAACACCGUUCCUCAUGUUGU
This is a messenger RNA of Grammomys surdaster, 1359 nucleotides long. It is a transcript of the gene Styxl1, whose product is annotated as serine/threonine/tyrosine interacting like 1. Lineage: Eukaryota; Metazoa; Chordata; Mammalia; Rodentia; Muridae. Gene Ontology annotation, cellular component: mitochondrion. Gene Ontology annotation, molecular function: pseudophosphatase activity; protein phosphatase inhibitor activity; protein tyrosine/serine/threonine phosphatase activity. The transcript has 9 exons. Gene Ontology annotation, biological process: negative regulation of cytoplasmic stress granule assembly; positive regulation of intrinsic apoptotic signaling pathway; protein dephosphorylation. The coding region runs from base 144 to 1118 and encodes 324 amino acids. The record is from RefSeq and is a predicted model, not a curated record.